AUGUCGUUACGUAUCUUUUUAGAACAAUUGAAGACCUCCCAUCUACCACGGGUAUUAGGAUCCCCUUCCAAAUUGAAAAUCGUGUAUGGUAACGAAAGUGCAGACAUGGAUUCCGUGGCAUCGGCCAUCACAUAUGCCUACUUCAAUUACGUAUAUGAUCCUACUCAACUAGUAAUCCCCAUUAUCAAUAUUCCCAGAUGUGAUUUACCUUUGAGGAGGGACAUAUUGUUUGCUCUGGACAAGAUCAGCAUCACUGAGGAUUUAUUGUAUUUCAAUGAAGAUUUGAACAAGUUUAUUCAAGUUCAUGAGGCUGGUAUUGAGACCGUACUUGUAGAUCAUAAUGAUUUACCAAAGCUGGAUGGAAUAAGGACUGUGGUUGGUGUCAUUGACCAUCAUGCAGACCUGGGAUUAUAUAAGGAUGCUUCCCCGAGAGUCAUAAGGCCCACUGGAAGUUGUUCUUCUUUGGUUUUCAACUAUUGGAUCGGUUUGAUUAAGGGUUGGGUAAGGAUGAAAGAUGCCAUCCCCUUAAGCAUGGCUGCACUCGUGAUCGAUACUACCAAUUUGAAGCAUAGAGUGGAGGAACCUGAUUUGGAAGCUUGUGCCAUCUACGACAAGGCUCUCCCCGAUUUUGAUAGACACCAGUAUUGUAAGGACUUAAAGAAAAGAAAGAACGAUAUUAAAGGGUUUACUGUGCAUGAUCUCUUACGAAAGGAUUAUAAGCAAUUCCAGUUUGCAAAUAGCAAUGGAGAUGAGAUAGAUGUGGGGAUUUCAUCGAUGGUGAAAUCGUUGCAAUGGCUCUAUGAAGAAUAUGGGAGUCAGGCAAUAUUUGAAGACGAAUGUGCUAAAUACCGAGAAGAACAUCAAUUAACCAUGCUUGUGGUGAUGACCUCGAGGACCGACGAUGCAGGGUUCAGAAGAGAACUAGCUAUCUUACCCGAGCCCAAAUUCCAAGCAGAUGCACAGAAGUUGAUUGCCGGCCUCAGAGAGCAAUUGCAAUUGCAAGAUGUUGCUGCUGAUUUCAGUGCAUCCAGUACGAAAGAUUCCAACUCUACGUAUAAAUCUUACGACCAACUGAAUGUUGCUGCCAGCAGAAAGCAAGUGGUUCCAUAUUUAAAAGCAGCUUUCGAGACUUUAUAG
Molecule: messenger RNA, 1137 nt
Organism: Naumovozyma castellii
Lineage: Eukaryota; Fungi; Ascomycota; Saccharomycetes; Saccharomycetales; Saccharomycetaceae
Gene: PPX1
Product: exopolyphosphatase
Exons: 1
Coding region: 1-1137 (378 amino acids)
Source: RefSeq, a predicted model, not a curated record